GUCACCAUGGUGGCAUACAACAGAGAGCACAGCGGCGGCGGACCUAUCUCCACUUUUAAGACCCAUUAAAAAGAUGUUAAUAUACUGAAUUUAUCUCAGUGAGUGUCUUUGGGUCUUACCUCUCCUAUAAUGGACGCCAGGUUGUUGUUAACGGGAUAGCUUACUUUUUUUUUGUCAGCUUUAGGUGGAACUAACGUUAUAUGUAAUUUAUUUUUCGUCGCUAGCAGAAUGCUGGCUGCUGAAGAGACAAGGAAUGGCUUUGAUGAACGCUGGCUUGAAUAGAGGGACAUUUUUACAUUUUUUUUACAAAAGAGACACUUUGAGUAGCGGGUUUUUUUAAAAAAAGAAGAAGUUUCGGUGGGACCGGUCGGUGUUCGGCAGCCGAGGUUUCAGCUCGGGCAACGUUUAGACGUACACCCCCCCGAGGAGACUGCUGUCUGGCUCCAGUCGUGGCCUGGCUCCGGGGCAACUCCCCAGCUUAUCCGCUAAACAUCGGACCACAGGCGACAAGAAGACAGCAACACAGCAACGGGGGGACUUCUUUUCUUUCUUUUACAUACCGUGGCGCUGGAUAGUUAUAAACGUUUUAUUAUUUAGGAUAAAUCCAGUGUCCUCCCAGACGGCGUCUUCCCAAAACAAUGGCGUCUUAUGUGGAUAACAGCUUUCGGCAGGCUGUGAUGAUGAAUCCGGCUGAAAGGACGCAACAGGACCUGGAGAUUGUCUACUCGUAUCUCCACGGGAUGGAGGCCUUGUCCAACCUGCGGGAGCAUCAACUGAGGAUAAUGUGCGAGACGGUGCGAUAUGAGAGACAUGAGGCCAAUGAAGUGCUUUACUACCCUGACGACAUCGGAAGCUGCUGGUACAUCCUGCUGUCCGGCUCCGUCUUCAUCAAGGAGUCCAUGUUCUUGCCCAGAAGCAGCUUCGGGAAGCGAUCGGCAGGCAGCCUGCGACGUGGAUGCGAGUGCAUCGUCCUGGAACCCUCAGAGAUGAUUGUGGUGGACUAUAUGGAUGAAAAUGAGGAGUACUUCCAGCGGCAAGCCUCGCACAGACAGUCCCGUCGGCGCUUUCGGAAGAUCAACCAGAAAGGGGAGAGGCAGACGAUCAUCGACACCGUGGAUCCGUACCCCACCGGGAAGCCGCCCAUAGCCCGGGGAUACCACACGGAAUGCAAUAAACCUCAGCUCCCCGCAGACUUCAGCAGACUUCACCUGGCCGACGGCUUGCACCCACAGGUGACCCACGUCUCCUCCAGCCACUCAGGAUGUAGUAUCACCAGCGACUCUGGAAGCAGCAGCCUGUCAGACAUUUAUCAGGCCACAGAAAACGAACCAGGCGACAUGGACCUGAGCGGCUUGCCAGAGACCGCCGUCGACUCCGAAGAAGACGACGAUGAGGAGGACAUCGAGCGAGCGUCGGACCCCCUCAUGAGCCGGGACAUCGUGCGGGACUGCCUGGAGAAGGACCCCAUGGACAGGACCGACGAUGACAUCGAGCAAUUACUGGAGUUCAUGCAUCAACUGCCAGCAUUCGCCAACAUGACCAUGUCAGUGAGGAGGGAACUCUGCGCCGUCAUGGUGUUCGCCGUGGUCGAACGCGCCGGCACCAUCGUUCUCAAUGAUGGAGAGGAGCUGGACUCGUGGUCGGUGAUCCUGAACGGUUCGGUGGAGGUGACGUACCCCGAGGGCCGGACAGAGAUCCUGUGCAUGGGGAAUAGUUUUGGGGUGUCGCCAACCAUGGAGAAGGAGUACAUGAAGGGCGUGAUGAAGACCAAGGUGGACGACUGCCAGUUUGUGUGCAUAGCCCAGCAGGACUACUGCUGCAUCCUCAACCAGGUGGAGAAGAACAUGCAGAAGGUCGAGGAGGAAGGAGAGAUCGUCAUGGUGAAGGAGCAUCGCGAACUGGACCGCACCGGCACCAGGAAAGGACACAUCGUCAUCAAGGGCACACCGGAGCGUCUCACCAUGCACCUGGUGGAGGAACACUCAGUGGUGGACCCCACAUACAUCGAGGACUUCCUGUUGACCUACAGGACCUUCCUCUCCAGCCCCAUGGUCGUGGGCAAGAAACUCCUGGAGUGGUUCCACGACCCCAGUCUCAGGGACAAGGUUACACGGGUAGUCUUGCUGUGGGUAAACAAUCACUUCAAUGACUUUGAGGGUGACCCUGCCAUGACUCACUUUCUGGAGGAGUUUGAAAGCAAUCUGGAGAAAGAAAAAAUGUGCGGGCACCUCAGACUGUUAAAUAUAGCGUGUGCUGCUAAAGCCAAGCCGCGGCUGGUGACGCUGACCAAGCCGUCCAGGGACUCUCCACUGGCCUUCACCCUGCUCGGAGGUCAGGAGAAAGGCUUCCGCAUCUUCAUUGACGGCGUGGAGCUUGGGAGCAAGGCAGCAGAAGUCGGCCUUAAGCGUGGUGAUCAGAUCUUGGAGGUCAACGGGCAGAACUUUGAGAAUGUCCAGCUCAACAAAGCCAACGAGAUUCUGAAGAACAACACCCACUUGUCCAUAACUGUGAAAACAAACCUUUUAGGUCUGUGUCCUCCCUCCUUUCGUCCAGUGUUUAAAGAGCUGCUAACGAGGCCAGAGCAAGACCACGAUUUGGACGGCGAGGAGGAACACGACAGAAAGAACGGCGCGCCCCACCUUCCAAAGAUCGGAGACAUCAAGAAGGCCAGCCGCUACUCCAUCCCCGACCUGGCGGUGGACGUGGAGCAGGUGAUGGGCCUGGAGAAGGUCAGCAAGAAAGCAAAGUCCAACUCGGUUGGAGGACGCAACAAGCUGAAGAAGAUCUUCGACAAGACACUCACCAGCAUCCUGCCUCCUAAACCAUACAAUGACGUUUGCGUGGGCCAAUCGCAGGACGACAGCAUUGUGGGGAUGAAGCAGUCCAAACAGAUCGCACCAGCGCUGCCCGUCAGUGGGAACCUGUCGUCGUCAAACCCCGACCUGCUGCAGUCUCACCACCGCAUCCUCGACUUCAAUAACCAGCCUGUACCAGUCAUACAGAAUAUGUCGGACCAGGUAUUACGAGUCUUCAAGGCCGACCAGCAGUCUCGAUACAUCAUGAUCGGGAAGGACACAACGGCUAAGGAGGUGGUGGCGCAGGCUAUCAGGGAGUUUGCCCUGACCGCAGCGCCAGAGGCUUAUUCUCUGUGUGAGGUAUCCGUCACACCAGAGGGCGUCAUCAAACAGAGGCGGCUACCAGACCAGCUGUCCAAACUGGCCGACAGGAUCCAACUGAGUGGCAGAUACUACCUAAAGAGCAACAUGGAGACGGAGACGUUAUGUUCAGACGAGGACGCUCAGGAUCUCCUGCGAGAGGGCCAGAUCUCUCUGUUACAGCUCAGCACGGUGGAGGUCGCCACUCAGCUCUCCAUGCGGGCCUUCGAACUCUUCUGCGCCAUCGAGCCCACCGAGUACAUCGACGACCUGUUCAAGCUGCGCUCCAAGACGGGCUCGUUCAGCCUGAAGCGCUUCGAGGAGGCCAUCAACCACGAGACCUUCUGGGUGGCCACGGAGGUGACGCGGGAGCCCAACCAGCUCAAACGCAUGAAGACCGUCAAGCAUUUCAUCAAGAUCGCCCUGCACUGCCGCGAGUGCAAGAACUUCAACUCCAUGUUCGCCAUCAUCAGUGGUCUGAACCUGGCUCCAGUCUCCAGACUGAGGGGAACAUGGGAGAAGCUACCCAGCAAGUACGAGAAGCUGUUCGGGGACCUGCAGGACCUCUUCGACCCCUCCAGAAACAUGGCCAAGUACAGGAAUGUCCUCAACAAUCAGAACCUCCAGCCUCCGAUCAUCCCCCUGUUCCCCGUCAUCAAGAAGGACCUCACCUUCCUACAUGAAGGCAACGACUCUAAAGUGGACGGCCUGGUGAACUUUGAGAAGCUGAGGAUGAUUGCCAAAGAAAUCCGCCACGUUGGUCGCAUGGCCUCCGUCAACAUGGACCCAGCCCUCAUGUUCCGGACCAGGAAGAAGAAGUGGAGGAGUUUAGGGUCCCUAAGCCAGGGUAGCGCCAAUGCGGCGGUGCUCGACGUCACCCAGACAGGCGGGCACAAGAAGAGGGUGCGACGCAGCUCCUUCCUGAACGCCAAAAAGCUUUACGAGGACGCCCAGAUGGCCAGGAAGGUCAAACAGUACCUGUCCAACCUCAGCCUGGAGACGAACGAGGAGGCUCUGCAGACGCUCUCGAUUCAGUGUGAAGCCUCCAUCAGCACAUUGCCCAAGAAUUCCGGUGGGAAACGACCAGACACCUCCCCGGUCGUGUCCAGAGCUGCCAGCCAACAGAGGGGCCAGUUGGCCAAAGGAAACCAGGCCCUGCAGGUCCCCGCCGUGGCCCUUUACCCAUCCCGAAAGAAAGUGCCAGUCAAGGAUCUGCCGCCUUUUGGCACCAGCUCCCCCCAGUCUCUGAAGAAGAUCCUGUCUCUGUCAGAGGAGGGGAACGAAAGGCACCGGAGGCAGCCAGAGGACACCGUGUCCAACGCCUCCUCCCAGCUCUCCUCCCCUCCCACCUCCCCCCAGAGCUCACCCAAGAAGGGUUACAACAGGAUGGGCGACGCCUACUCGGACUCCGGUCACAGUGAGAUCUCGUCUCGCUCCAGCCUCGUCAGUAACUCCUCUUUCGACAUGGCCCAGGAGGAGAGGAGGCUCCGUCACUCUGGAGGAGUCGGGGAGUCACACAUCGUGGGACAGCGGCUGGAACGAAGAGCCACCACCGACCCCGACCAGUACAGCCUCGGGUCAUAUUCAUCGAUGCAGGACUGUCGGGGCAUUUACACCGGCUGCCCUACGGUGCUCUCCUCACCCAGCUCAGAGGAGCUGACUCAGGAUCAGGGCGAUCGCGUUUCCCUCGAUGCCGCAGACAGCGGCCGCGGCUCCUGGACUUCCUGCUCCUCUGGUUCCCACGACAACAUCCAGACCAUGCAGCAGGGGCGUAGCUGGGAGACUCUGGCUUUCGGUGGAGGCGGAGGCGGUGGCGGCAUCGGAGGGCUCCCUCCCGGCGGACCGGAGGCCUUAUUAGGGGGGCCCGCUGCACUGUGGGCCGCCCAGGCCAGGGGGAGCUGGGCAUCCGCUAGCUCCUCCUCAUCCUCAGCUGCGUACUGGGGAGAGGACUCUGAGGGAGACACCGGCACCAUUAAGAGGAGAGGAGGGAAGGACGUCAACGCCGACCCGGAAACAAGUAGCAUCACAUCCACCGGGUCAGAGGAGGCCAAGCAGAUCGGCCGGCCUUCCCCGUCACCCAUCACCGCUGGGGGUAAAGGACUCCUUUCGCGGAAAGAAAGCCGUUACCGCGAGCCUCCCCCGACUCCCCCCGGCUACACCGCCCUGACCAUCUCCGACCUCGCCGAAGGGCAGCACCCAGCCCCGUCUGUCCCCACGUCCACGGCGACCCACUCGGGCCGCCGGCCGCCGGACUACACCACGGCUCUGCAGCGCUCGCGCAUGGUCACCCAGUCGCCCGACUCCCACCUGGCCCACCAGGGGGCCAAGCAGCGGGCGGGCGGCCUCCACCGCACGCGCUCGCCGGCCGAGGAGCAAGAGGCUGAGGAGGAAGAGGAGGGUGAGUCCUUGUCUUCCAAACUAGUCGCUCUGAGGAAGCCAAAGCCAGUGGCACAGCAUACACCUGAGACUCCCAGACCAUGAGAGUGUGUGUACGGGGGUUAACAGGCAGGGCCCCUCUCCCCAAGGCAGAGGAUGAACAGGUGUCGGCGGUCUGAGGGGACACCAGCGGACGUCCUUUUUGCAGUAACUUGAAGUCCCCCUGGUUCGGGGUGGGCAGGAUUAAAGAGACUGACAGAUAGACAGACCAAUGGACUCAUCAUCAGUUACGUACGUGCCUGCCUCCUCCACUUGGCUCUCCCUCCUGAUUGGUGGAUUCCUCUGCUCGUCUCCCUCCCCUGCCUUAAAGCAUCAUAGGGGGUUGAAUGACCCUGCAUGCAAAAAAUACUGUGAAGAAGAGAUGGAGAGAAGGUCAAAGACGAUGACGAAAUGCCUGGCACUUUGGAAAAAUAAGACUACAGAAACCUAACUGGUGCCGGGGGGGGUGGUCGACCUGACCUGGCCGCAUAACCACAAAAACCACAUAGAUGUUGCUGUUAGAAACCGGCCCCCAACCCAGAGACAAACACACAACAGCAUCAUGACGUGUUGAGCUUCAUCUGCACUUUCUCAUUUUCUACUUUCUGAAAAAAAAAAAACAGAACAAAACAGACUAUCGUUUAAAAAGACGGAGAGAAACAACGGUUGACUUGACUCUUAACAUUUUCAACUUCCCACUAGAUUUCUUUUUUUUUUGUUUUUGUUAUUUCCUCUGACUGAUUGCACUCUGGGGGCCGAAAAAGAGAAACCAAGUCA
This is a messenger RNA of Sebastes umbrosus (honeycomb rockfish), 6347 nucleotides long. It is a transcript of the gene rapgef2, whose product is annotated as Rap guanine nucleotide exchange factor (GEF) 2. Bases 639 to 5636 code for a protein of 1665 amino acids. The record is from RefSeq and is a predicted model, not a curated record. Gene Ontology annotation, biological process: small GTPase-mediated signal transduction; positive regulation of ERK1 and ERK2 cascade. The transcript has 31 exons. Gene Ontology annotation, molecular function: protein binding; guanyl-nucleotide exchange factor activity. NCBI's taxonomy places the organism in Eukaryota, Metazoa, Chordata, Actinopteri, Perciformes, Sebastidae.